AAUAUCAAAAAACUGAGAAGUAAAAAAAUUUUCAGUGCCAGAAAAACUGAAAUUUUUGGAAACAUACUUUUCUUCUCGGUCAUGAAUAUUUUCAGCCCAGCACAAACUUUGGGAAAGUAUCCAUGUAAAAAGUGCGAUCGAAGAGAUUUCGAUACGAUUCGAGAAUUAAGUGAACAUGAGAUACGUGCGCAUGGAGCUGUUAUACCUUGUCCACACUGUAGUCGAGAUCGUUCGAGCGUGCAAAAACUUGUUGAUCAUUUGCAGCGUCGACAUGGAACGUCACGUUUAGUUUGUCAUUACUGCAAGGAGAGUUUCAGUUCGAGAAUAGAAACAGCUAAAAGUUCAAUAAUUGAUGACUAUCGUGCCCAUAUAUACAAGGAAUGUUUAAAAGAAAAGAUGUAUAAGCAUGAACGACUUACUGGAAGAUCUGGAGCUAUAGCGCAACGCGGACGAGGUCGAUGCCCUCAUGGUCCUCCCGUUAAGUGCAAGAAUUUCCCGAGUUGCCCAGGAGAUAAAUGUUAUUAUUUCCACGGAUUCUGUCGCCACGAUUUGAAUUGCACUAAAAAAGAUUGUCCAUUUGAUCACACAAAUCGACCAAGAACAUGUCUUUCUUGUUUACGAGAUUUACGAGUUUGUUUUUGCUUAUUAUAUUAUUAA
This is a messenger RNA of Dracunculus medinensis (Guinea worm), 657 nucleotides long. The record is from the annotation of a GenBank genome assembly. Lineage: Eukaryota; Metazoa; Nematoda; Chromadorea; Rhabditida; Dracunculidae.